GAUAGCAAUAAAGUAGAAGCUUUCGGUCAGGCCCGCGGAAAUGGGCGAGCACAACCUCCUUAAUCCCGGCUUUGUGGGACCUCUGGUGAACAUCCACACGGGAGACACCUUCUACUUCCCCAAUUUCCGAGCCUCCGGAGGGCAGCUGCCCGGGCUGCCAUCCCUCUCCUACCCCCGCCGGGACAACGUCUGCUCCCUGCCCUGGGCAUCCUCGGAGCCCUGCAACGGGUACCCGCAGCCCUACCUGAGCAGCCCCGUCUCCAUUAACCCUUCCUUCGGCAGAGCCUGCGACCUCGCCCGGGUGGAGGAAAGCAAAUGCUACUACCGGGAAACCUGCUCCGACACGGCCGGGCUCAAGCGGGAGGAGAGGGGCAGGGACAGUGCCUUGCUGCCCCUCGAAGCCGGCCUCCCCAAUGGCAUGGGGGGCAAUUUCAGCAAAUAUGACUAUCCGGCCGCCGAGGCAGUGCCCCACGACCCUCCGUCGUGCCAGUCCUUGGAGUCAGACUCCAGCUCGUCCUUGCUCAAUGAAGGGAAUAAAGGCACGGCCGGCGAAGCGGGGAGCUUGGUGUCCCCCCUGAACCAAGGCAGCACUUUAGGCACCGGUGGUGCUCCUUGGUACCCGAUGCACACACGGUCCCGGAAAAAGCGAAAACCCUAUUCCAAGCUGCAGCUGGCAGAGCUGGAGGGGGAGUUUAUGGUCAAUGAAUUCAUUACUCGCCAAAGAAGGAGGGAGCUCUCAGACCGAUUAAACCUGAGCGACCAGCAGGUGAAGAUCUGGUUCCAGAACCGGCGCAUGAAAAAGAAAAGACUCCUUCUGAGAGAGCAAGCCCUUUCUUUCUUUUAAAGUUUUAAAAGCGUCCGUGUUGGGUUAAAAAAAAAAAAAAAAAAAAAAAAAAAAAAAAAUUGCAUAGACUUUCUAGCGUUCACCCGAGCUCCCGGGACUUUACCUGACCACUCUUCACCCCCACACACACCCCUCCCCGCCCAGAAAUAAAUGAAUAAAGAGAUAAUAUUAAUAAAUAACCAGUUUCCCUUAAAAUACGAAGCCCGGCAGCCAGCACGUAGAGUACGAGAACAUGCGCCUCCUCCGCUGCGACUGCGGGGGGAGAGACCGAGCGACUGCGGCUGGCGAGAGGCAGCCCCAGCGGCCGGGCUGCUGCUUCCAGAGAUGCUCGGCGUGCUGAAGGGGAGGUUUUCAGUGCGACUUCAGCCGCCGGUCAUUUGCCAGCAGCGCAGGUAGGGUUUCCGUGCAGCGCCGGGAGCCGUCGGGGGCC
This is a messenger RNA of Anas platyrhynchos (mallard), 1274 nucleotides long. It is a transcript of the gene HOXC12, whose product is annotated as homeobox C12. Lineage: Eukaryota; Metazoa; Chordata; Aves; Anseriformes; Anatidae. Gene Ontology annotation, molecular function: sequence-specific double-stranded DNA binding; DNA-binding transcription factor activity, RNA polymerase II-specific. Gene Ontology annotation, biological process: regulation of DNA-templated transcription. The record is from RefSeq and is a predicted model, not a curated record.